Molecule: messenger RNA, 2070 nt
Organism: Saccostrea cuccullata (small rock oyster)
Lineage: Eukaryota; Metazoa; Mollusca; Bivalvia; Ostreida; Ostreidae
Exons: 2
Coding region: 1-2070 (689 amino acids)
Biological process (GO): DNA integration
Molecular function (GO): nucleic acid binding
Source: RefSeq, a predicted model, not a curated record
AUGAUCAUCACGGGCAAAGAUGAAGCAGAGCAUUUACGAAAUUUAGACGCUGUGCUUGGCAGAUUGGCAGAAUAUGGACUCAGACUUCGUUCAUUCUUGGGGAUUGUGAACUACUAUGCACGUUUCAUUCCCAAUUUAUCUACAGUGCUUCACCCACUGUACAACUUAUUAGAGAAGGACCGCAAGUGGUGUUGGUCAAAAGACUGUGAGGAGGCUUUCAAGACUGUUAAAAAGCUCAUAACAUCAGAUGAAGUACUUACCCACUAUGAUCCAAACUUACCAUUAUGUCUUGCAACAGACGCCUCUCCUUACGGCCUUGGAGCUGUUUUGAGCCACAUUAUGCCCAAUGGUGAAGAGAGACCAAUUGCUUAUGCGUCACGUUCACUCAGCACAUAUGAGAAAAACUACUCACAGAUAGAGAAGGAAGCUCUAGGAAUUAUCUGGGGAGUAAAACGUUUCAACACUUAUGUUUAUGGAAGAAGUUUUCGUCUCAUUACAGACCACGAACCACUAAUCUCUAUAUUUGGUCCAAAGAAGGGAAUUGCAAACACAACAGCAGCUAGGUUGCAGAGGUACGCACUGUUCCUGGCUGGCUACAACUAUGAUAUAAUCUACAGAAAUACGAAGAAACAUGGAAAUGCUGACAGUUUGUCCCGCUUACCUGUCACGUGUGAGGGUAGCCGAUUAGUAGACAAAGAAGAGGAAGCGGAAGUGGAGAUGUUGCAUGUCAGUCAACUGGAACAUCUACCUAUCAAACCUGAAGCAAUCCAACGUGAAACUAGGCGUGAUUACCUCUUAUCGAAAGUUUACGAUAAUGUGUCCAGAGGUUGGUGUGCAAAUUCAGAGUCGAAGGAGAUGGAUCCAUACUUUACACGCCGUAGUGAACUUACUAUUCACCAGAACUGUCUAUUAUGGGGAAUACGUGAUGUGAUUCCGCCGUCACUACGAAGUCAAGUUUUGGAUGAGCUACAUCAAGGUCACAUUGGUGUUGUUAAAAUGAAAACCUUAGCAAGAAGUCAUGCUUGGUGGCCAGGGAUAGAUCGGGAUAUAGAACUUUUGACAAAGAGCUGUGCUGGAUGUCAGGCAGUAAAGCAUGCACCACCAGCCGCACCUAUUCACCCCUGGGAAUGGCCAUCUAGACCUUGGGAAAGGAUCCAUAUCGAUUUUGCGGGUCCGUUUCUCAAUUCAAUGUUCUUAGUCAUUGUUGAUGCUUACUUCAAGUGGCCAGAGGUGAUACCUAUGAAAACUACCACAUCUUCCCAGACCAUAGAUGUAUUACGUACCGUUUUUGCACGUAAUAGCUUACCAUCACAAAUUGUAAGUGACAAUGGACCUCAAUUCACAUCAGAAGAGUUUGCGAAUUUUACCAGAGGAAACGGUAUAAAACACAUAACCUCAGCACCCUAUCACCCCAGUACUAAUUUAGCAGAAAGAUUUGUGCAGUCAUUCAAGAUGAGUCUCAAGUCGAGUAAAAAGGAAAAUGGUAGCAUGGUGAAGAAACUCAAUUUUCUUAUGGCUUACCGUAAUGCUCCACAGUGCACAACAAAUGAAAGUCCAGCAAAACUAUUCAUGGGCAGAAACUUACCAUCUCGUUUAGAUCUCAUGAAACCAGAUGUCAGGAGGAAAGUAGAGGAGAAACAGUGUGAAGUGCGCGAAAGAAGAAAAAGUGUGUUACGUAAAUUCGAACCAGGAGAUUCUGUUGCUGUUCGUGACUACCGAAAGGAUCAUUCUCAGUGGACUUCCGGAACUGUGACAGCUCAGACUGGACCUGUAUCAUAUUCUGUAGAAGUAACACCAGGAGUCACAUGGAGACGACACGCUGAUCAGUUGCGUUCUUCGAAUGUGCCAAUUCAGGAGGACUUACAUAUUCAACCUAGUAACACAGCUGUGAGUCAAGAACCAGUGAAGUCAAACAUCGCGAAACAGAACUCACCCGCGUCCAAUGCAGAAUCAUGUCCUUGGCAUCCAUCCAAUGACGACAGUGCUAUGCCAUCUACUCAAGCCGUUCCUGAACCAAGAUAUCCGAGUCGUGUCAGGAAACCGCCCAAACAUCUUGCAGAUUAUGUUUGA